Messenger RNA from Mastomys coucha (southern multimammate mouse), 1261 nucleotides. RefSeq names its product phosphatidylethanolamine binding protein 1 (gene Pebp1). Gene Ontology annotation, biological process: negative regulation of MAPK cascade. The transcript has 4 exons. NCBI's taxonomy places the organism in Eukaryota, Metazoa, Chordata, Mammalia, Rodentia, Muridae. The record is from RefSeq and is a predicted model, not a curated record. Bases 66 to 629 code for a protein of 187 amino acids.
GCAAGCGCCCUACAUUAACGGCUCUCGGGACUCGGCGUGCGCGUGUCUUCCGUUUGUCCAUCGCCAUGGCCGCCGACAUCAGCCAGUGGGCCGGGCCGCUGUGCCUGCAGGAGGUAGACGAGCCACCCCAGCACCCCCUGCGGGUCGACUAUGCCGGGGUGAAGGUGGACGAGCUGGGCAAAGUGCUAACGCCCACCCAGGUUAUGAAUAGGCCCAGCAGCAUAUCAUGGGAUGGCCUUGAUCCUGGGAAACUCUACACCCUGGUCCUCACAGACCCGGAUGCCCCCAGCAGGAAGGACCCCAAAUUCAGGGAGUGGCACCACUUCCUGGUGGUCAACAUGAAGGGCAAUGACAUUAGCAGUGGCACUGUCCUCUCAGAUUACGUGGGCUCCGGGCCUCCCAAGGGCACAGGUCUCCACCGCUAUGUCUGGCUGGUAUACGAGCAGGAACAACAGCUGAGCUGCGACGAGCCCGUCCUCACCAACAAGUCUGGAGACAAUCGUGGCAAGUUCAAGGUGGAGACCUUCCGCAAGAAGUAUAACCUGGGAGCUCCGGUGGCGGGCACAUGUUACCAAGCAGAGUGGGACGACUAUGUGCCCAAGCUGUACGAGCAGCUGGAAGGGAAGUAGGGGCGCUGUAGAGGCCAGCAGUCCUGGGGCCCCCACAGUGUUGUUAAGUUUGGAAAACAUGCCUUUCUCCCCCACCCCACCCUUUUCUUUCCUACCCUCUCAUAGGGAGUUCUCAGCUGUGCUAGGAUAGAGGUUUAGGGUGGCUUCCUGCUUGCUGCCUGCCAUUACGAUUCUGGAUAGUCACAUCCCAGUUUGACUGAAUUUAGGUUCCAUCUGGGGAGGUGUCUAGUGUUCUGAUGGAGUCAUUCUAUCAUUGAUUUAAAAAGAGCAACUCUGAGAAAGAAAACAUUCUGCCAGGAUCAGGUCCACAGAGGAGAGCCAGAGCUAGUGUUGUCUGUGAGUAGUUGAACAAGGAAAUUUUGCCCAGAACCAGGCACAGUGGGAUCUUUAGAGGUGGGCUUUUAGGGCCCUGUCCCCCAAAUGAGACACCCCAAGACUCCCAACUCAGCUGAUCCUUGACUGUCCAGGUCAGGUGGCUGCAUAGGUAUCAGUGUCCCUCAAAAGAACAGUGCUGUGUGGAGAAAGAUGCUCGUAAGCCCCUUGCUUCUCAGUGGGGUAAGCAAAAGUCACCGAAGUUGCUGAGUGUGUUAAUCCUCCUCAUCAAUACAAAUAAAAGGCAUUGCAUUCAGACA